Aphidius gifuensis is the source of this 1153-nucleotide messenger RNA. RefSeq lists its product as uncharacterized. The record is from RefSeq and is a predicted model, not a curated record. The transcript has 4 exons. The coding region runs from base 1 to 1014 and encodes 337 amino acids. Lineage: Eukaryota; Metazoa; Arthropoda; Insecta; Hymenoptera; Braconidae.
AUGGAAAAAAAGGUGAUGGAUUUGUCAAGGUUGAUUAAAUUUAUGGAUGAAACAUUGGAGUCAACAGAAAAGUCAAGAUUGGUUAUUCAAAAAGAAUGUGAUGAGGCUUAUUUUGUCAUGAAACCUUGGAUUGUUGAUACUCUUGUUACACGUCAAGUUGAAAAAAAACAAUGUACAUGUCCCCAAGCUCAAAGUUUGGAUGAUCAAGCUGAAGAAUUAGCAGCAAGCAUUGAAAAAGCACUACAACAAUCACAAGAAUUACAGUAUUUAAAUAAUUGUCCUCAACAUGGUGAUGAUAAUUCAAUAAAUUUUAUAACAGAAAAAAAAAAAGUUGCUAUUAAUUUUGUUGAGGCAUUUAAUCGUUUUGGUGUACCUGAUGAUUUACUAAAAAUUUUAAAAUUUUAUCAAUUGUUUAUUGGCAAAAUUGAUGAAGAAAAAAUCGAAAAAAAAUCAAAUAUAUUUCUUGAAAAAUUAGAAACAUAUCAUGACAAACAAAUUGCAAACAUUUCGGAAAAUAAUAUUGUUCAUCUUGUCAAAGGCUUCAAUAAAUUAAAUUACAAUCUUCACAAUUUACCCUCAAAAAAUGUAAAGAUAAAUUCUCUCAAAAAUACAUUUUACGAGUUGGAUAAUUUAAGUAAAUUUUGUUCAAUAAAAAAAUACGAUACUUUAAAAUCCGAACGUAUAGAAAAGCAAAAAAAUAACAACUCAAUAUCAACUGGUUGGUUGUCAAAUGGUUUUUGGAAUAAUUCAACAAUUGAAUAUUUUCCAGAAUUCAUAAAACUAAAUACAAUUAAUUAUAAAAAUAUCAAUGAGCUAUUAUUAUUAUUCAAUUCAAUUCAACAAUUACAACAUAUUAAUUACCAAAAAAAAUUGAUUGACAUUAUAAUUAAUGACAUAAUACCUAGUAUAAAUAAUUUUGAUAAUAAUUCAAAAGAAUAUAUAAAUAUUUACAAAAUGAUAUUUACAAUUGUUCAAGUAUUAAAUCCAAAUUUACCAACACUUGUUUCAAAUUAAAUAAAAAAUGUUGUUACUUUUUUAAAUACAAUAUCUUGGUUGCUCAUGAAAUAUUGAUUAAACAUAUCAAUGUAUAGUUUUAAAUUUUAUAUUAAUAAAAAUUGUAUACUGUGUUUGCCAAAAUAAAAAAAAAAACAUA